AUGGAGUUGGAGUUGCCUAAUCGUUUAUACGGUGAGGGAUUGGAACCUCAGGUUAAGAAGAUUAAUAACAGCUGCCGACUAAAACUUCUCGAGUUGCUAAAAGAAAAAAUGGAACCAGAAUUCGAUGAAGUUAUGAAAGAUCCCAUUUUUUCACAGAUUAUGGUUAUCCAGAAGAAUGAUCUGAAGUUUUCGGCGAGGUUGGUACACUCUUUCUUGUGUAAGGAGUUGAUGACAAGCAAGAGACAUGAGAAGUGGUUCACUUUCGCUAGGAGACCUCUGCGUUUUGGAUUGCAAGAGUAUCAUGCUGUCACUGGUCUGAAAGUGAAGCGAGAGAAUAACAGUGGGUUAGUGACAUGGGAAGACGAUGAUGGUUUUUGGAGCAAGCAGAUAAAGACAAAUGGAAAAAUAAAUUUGCAGAUCAUAAAAAAGAAGCAUUUGGAAGAGAGCAAUACCUGGACUUGGGUUGAUAGGGUGAGACUGAUAUAUCUUUGCGUUAUUAUGGGUGUGGUGAUGGGGAAGGAUGAGAAGGUGAAUAUCCCGCAUCUGUACAUGAAGUUGGCGAUGGAUUUGGAGAAGCUUCGGAAUUACCCAUGGGGUCUGUAUUCGUUUGAUUUCCUUCUGAAGCAAAUUGAUAAAACAAGGCAUAAAUUAGAGCAGAAAGAGGGGUAUCUGAUGGAAGGAUUCUUGUUUGGUUUCCAAAUUUGGAUAAUGGAAGCUGUUCCUGCUUUAGGAGAGAUUUGUGGCACAAAAGGGAUUUUGCAUUCAUUCAUGGAAUCCCACAUAGAUGGAGUGGUCCUUUUGGCAACUGAUUUUGUACAGAAGGAUGAGAAGAAAGAUGAAACAGUAGAUCGCAUUUUAGAUAUGAUCAAUAGUAAACAUGAUUGGAACAAUCAUGUUUGGGGAGUAAAAGAAGCUACGAACUCUGAAUUUGAGGAAUCUGGCGAAGAGAAAGGAGAGGAUCAAACAGCUGAUACUGAGAGAGGUGAAAAUAGUCAUGUUGCAGAGAAUAUUGAUGGCACAGCUGAUGUUUCGGGAAGAAACAAGAGAAAGCAUGCAGACCGAGGAGCAGAGUCAAGGAAGAAGAAUGUUUUGUGCCACCUAGCUGCUUCAUCAAAAGAAAAUAUUGACACAGAUAUGAAAAUUUUUUUGGAGGAUCUGGUACAAGCUUCUUUUACUGCUUUUGGGGAGAAAUUCUGUCAGCAGUUCUCGGACAGGUUGGGUAAGAUUGAGACUGAGGUUACACAACUCAGGACAGCUUCAGAGAGAACUGAGCAAUUUGAGACCGUUGUAACCGACAGAUUGGGGAAAAUUGAGGCUGAGGUUACACAGCUCAGGACAAGUUUAGUGGUGACUGAAUUGGUGGGAAAGAGUGAUCAAGCAAGCGGUCCUAGCUUGACCAAAAUCAACAGUGGUCCUAGCACCAGCAAAAAAGGCACUGCUCCAUCAAAGAAAAAGGCUGUAAAAAACCAAGAGUUAAAGACUGCUGAUUCGUGUGUCAAUUUACCUCGUGCAAAAGUUACUCAAUCAUCAGCUAGUGAUCUUCGUAUGGGUACACAAGAGUUUUUGGAAAGUUGCAUGAAGAACCUUCCAUUAGACACAUUUGUGAAAGGUUUGAAUCCUUCUCAAGCUAAAGUCGAAGAUUCAUUGGAUUGGUUGGAACUUCCAAAAUCAUUGAAGAAGCCAACAGAUUCAUUGGAACUUCAAAAAUCAUUGAAGAAGCCAGCGGUCCGAUUAGAUGACCGAGAUAUAGAGCUAGACGGCGAAAAUUUCCCUGAUCGCUGCUUGGUGUUUGUGCAUCCUACAGAUUUUAAGAAGAUGCAGGACUGGCAAGAUACCCGAACAGCUAUACAGAUUGGUCCUUCUAUGUUAGACGGUGAUCUAGCCGGACGUAUUAUGUCUGCCAGCAGUUGGCUUAAAAACUACGAAAUUGAUGCUAUAAUGUAUAUUUUUCGGGAAAGAACAACAUUGAAACGAUGGAACGUAGACCGUGUUGCUUUCAUGACAUGCGUCUUCAGCGACCUCAUUGCUAAGGAUUACCAGAAUUUCUGUAAGGGUAUUAAGAAAUACACUAUGGAUCCAUUACUACUGCAAUACGGUAAAGGUGAACUGCCUUCCCAUGGAAGAACACGGAUGUUGUGGAAUGUCGAUGUGGAUCGGAUGUACAUUCCUGUCUGGGAAGUGGAAGCUUUCGCGCAGCUUAUUCCUCGGAUUGUCAAGGCCGUGCAGUCAUUGACAAUACAGAAGCAUCUCCACAUCACUCCGUACAAUGUUUCCUAUGUACCUAUGAGUGGUCUUAACCGACUUCAAUGUCAUUGUGGUGUGUACACUAUAAAACACAUCGAAUGCCACGUGCUUGGGUUGGACAUAUCUAUGGCGAGUGAUGAGAACAUCUGGGGAGCUCGGAUAAAGAUUAUGUGGGAUCUAUGGGAAGCAGCUAAUGAUCUAGAACUGAUUGAGAGAAUGUCAAAGUAUGAACCUAUUAAGUGUAAUAAGCCUGCCGAGUAUGUUGAGAUUGAUGAUUUAUGA
Messenger RNA from Brassica rapa (field mustard), 2526 nucleotides. RefSeq lists its product as uncharacterized. The record is from RefSeq and is a predicted model, not a curated record. NCBI's taxonomy places the organism in Eukaryota, Viridiplantae, Streptophyta, Magnoliopsida, Brassicales, Brassicaceae.